This is a messenger RNA of Dunckerocampus dactyliophorus (ringed pipefish), 5188 nucleotides long. RefSeq names its product solute carrier family 25 member 48 (gene slc25a48). Gene Ontology annotation, cellular component: mitochondrion. The coding region runs from base 103 to 1053 and encodes 316 amino acids. Gene Ontology annotation, molecular function: transmembrane transporter activity. The record is from RefSeq and is a predicted model, not a curated record. Gene Ontology annotation, biological process: transmembrane transport. The transcript is spliced from 7 exons. NCBI's taxonomy places the organism in Eukaryota, Metazoa, Chordata, Actinopteri, Syngnathiformes, Syngnathidae.
GUGGACAGUCUCGUUGUCUCACAGCUUCUUUUGAGGACAAAGUGUAAAGACAGUCAGUGUGUGCGUGUGCACGUGCCCGUGUGUGUUUGCUAACACACAAAGAUGACUUCUAAGAACUUCCACUUGGACGAUUUCGUUGCUGGAUGGAUCGGUGGGGCAUCCAGUGUGGUGGUGGGACACCCUCUGGACACCGUCAAGACACGACUUCAGGCGGGCAAAGGCUACCAGAGCAUGACGCACUGCAUGCUCACCAUCUACAGGAAGGAAACGGCGGCAGGCUUCUUCAAAGGCAUGUCCUUCCCUGUGGCCACCAUCGCGGCCUACAACUCUGUGGUCUUUGGCUUCUUCAGUAACGCGCAAAGGUUCAUCAGCGAGUAUCGCUACGGCGACGGCCACCGUCCUUGCAGCACGCUGGACCUGACCGUGGCCAGCAUGCUGACCGGACUGGUGUCGGUGGGCCUGGGCGCCCCCGUGGAUCUGGUGAAGAUCCGACUGCAGAUGCAGACGCAGAUGGCGCGCCCGGCAGAGCAUUUCCAACUCGCCGGCAGCGUUUCCAGCGGCAGCAGCAUGACCGUGCGCGCCAUGCACUCCUCCAGCCAGACGCUCUACCGGGGCCCCGUCCACUGCAUCGGCAGCAUCCUGCAGGCCGAAGGCCUCCGGGGGCUGUACCGUGGAGGCGGUGCCAUGGUGCUCAGGGACGUCCCCGGUUACGUCCUCUACUUCGUCCCCUACACCGUCUUCUGUGACCUUCUGAGACCCGACGCCACCUCCAGCCCCCAUCCCUGCGCCAUCUGGCUGGCGGGCGGUCUGGCAGGGUCAAUUUCCUGGGUGACGGCCACGCCCGCUGACGUGGUGAAGAGUCGCAUGCAGGCGGACGCUCGGCUGCACAGGAAGUACAAAGGCGUGGCGCACUGCGUGGUGCGCAGCUACAAGACAGAGGGAGCACAGGUGUUCUUCCGGGGCGCUUCAGUCAACGCCAUCCGAGGCUUCCCAAUGAGCGCCACGAUGUUCCUGGCUUACGAGCUCUCCUUGCAGUUCUUCAGGAGCUUUUAGGGCCUUCCUGCAAGACGACGGCUAAAAGACUCCAAGUGGACGUUGGCGGUCCUCACGUCCACGAGACAUCGCAGCUCACAGGAUGAACUCAAUCACGGCCAAGUGGCUUCAUGCUAAAGCUAGGCUAGGCUAACCAGUCAGAGCUUUGCUUCUCGACGUGUCGUUUGUAUGCUGACUCAGCUCGUCCGUGUAUCACCAAUGCUUGCAACUGUCGGGGUGAAGGUGGUGUAAAUAUUGAGGACUUUAGAGUGUCAAUUAGUGUAAAAAAAGUCCAAAUUUGCACAUUUGUACGCAUUUUUGUUUACAUUUUGUAACGUUUUUUGAAUGUGAUUGGUGACGUUACACAAGUACAACACUUGCUAUGUUUUAUGUUCCAUUACGUUGCUCCUCUACCAAACGUCAUGUAAAUAGCUUUCUUAUAUUAAGAAAAGUUACUCUUUGGACUUGGGAGUUACAUGAAAGAAUCUCACCACUUAGCAAAGUAAAGUUCAUUCCAUUGGCUUCGUGCAACAAUAUCAUCAUCAUCGUGUUUGGUGCUCAACUGCCAUUCCAGUGUCUUACUGUACAGAAAUAAAUUCAUCUUUUACAAAAAAAAAACCCUGCCUGAAGUCACGUGACCUCAAAGUGAUUCUUCUCCGAGGAACUUUGAGACUCCACGAGGUACACGCGUGUGGAAAGCAGGUUAGAAGCGUCGGCACACGACAACAAUGAAGCAAAGACACGAGCAGCAGAACACGAAAAGUUGUAAAAGACACGCGGGAACCUUUUUAGAAACAAUCUUUAAUGUUUGAUUGGGCGAGUUAGACAGCCUGACAUGCAACACAGCCUCCCGCACUCACCUUUGUCUUCUAGCGCGUCCUCUCACUGGAGGACGCCCUGCAACACGAGUGUCCAAAGUUUUACACCCAAAAGUCACUUUCAUAUUUGCCAUCUUGGAAAAAAUACACACUCUUUUUAGGGCUGUAUAUGUCAUGUAUAUAUACAGGUGUGUGUGUGUGUGUGUAUAUAUAUAUAUAUAUAUAUAUAUAUACAUACACACACAUACAUACAUACAUUUAUUAGGGAUGUUCGAUAAUAUCGAUAAUAUCGGCCCACCGAUAUUGGCAUAAAAAUGUAAUGUUGGUCAAUAUCGGUAUCAGGUUUUUUCCCUGUAAUGAAAACCGACGUAGCCCUUUAAGCGCCACGAGCAACACUGCUGCCGCCGCAACAGUCAACACGCAACACACGCUUGAGGCGAUGCUUUGCUUCACCGUGUUCGGAGUGGGUUGUCAAAACAACGUUAAUAUUGAGUUUUGUGAGUUGGGGAUACGUACACUGCUGACGAUGUGUUGGGGUCGGACUGAGGUCACAAAAGAGCCUCGGCGUCCUUGUGACGGUAUGGGGACACGACACCGAGCCUCCGUCAAGCUCCAGCUGCAAAAUGGUGCCUGGGUCACACUUUGGACACCCGUGCUCGAGGACAAAUCCCUUACUUUCACUUUCAUCUUUGACUUGACAACACAAAUGAUCACCAGAGUGUGAACUUUGACCCCCACUGUCCAGGGCACACUGAUGAUGUCAUCACAUGAAGUUUGGCAGUUGCUUUUUCCUAAAUGUUUUAAAAAUAUUUAUGUUGGAAUGUUUGCGACGUCGUCCAGCACAGACGUGACGAGUGGACAAAAGACACAAUAAAUCAACAAUCAAUCAACAAUAAAGACAAUAAAUCAACUAUAAAGACAAUAAUUAGCCCUUUUUCAAGGCAAGUGUCACACGGCGCCUCUACACAACCCGCACACACCUCACUAGCCAAUAGGAGGACACGCCAACGAGCAUGUGACCUUUGGAACACAAAACAAGUGCUGUGUCUCAAUUGGUGCACUUGCGUACUUACACGUGGCACACUUAUACUUGUAAAAGGCAGCACCCAUAAGUGUACUAAAAACGCUCUAAGUGGCGAGUGCGUACUGAUGGGACGCUCGCCGCCCUCAACAGUCGCCAUCUUGGCUACGUAGCGGAAGGGGCUAGCAAACAGACAAUGAAUCACAAAUGAUUAUGCUGUGGAGAAGUGGUCGAUAUUUUACUGGGGUGAUCCAAAUGUUGGCGAUAACGCCCCAUCCAGUGGUUGCAAAGCACCAUUAAAAAGGAGAGAAGAAGCACUGAUGGAAGUAUUCCAUUUGAGACACAGCAAAGCAGGAAAAGAAGAAAGUGAAAGUGAAAAGCAGCUUCCACGAUCAACUUUGACGAGUCAUAGCUGAGGCAGGAAUGAGCAUGAGAAGCUAACGUCUUUAACGCUGUCUUCAACAAAGUCGUGGCUUGUGAGGACCAAAGAGAAAGAAACAGCCAAGUGCUACUUGACGGUCCUGUCAGUCAAUGUGAGGACAGGCGGAGGACGUUUGGUGGACUUUUGGAAUGUGUGAAAGUAUUCAGAAGACACGUUUGGACAAGAAGACACACUCAUCAGAGACAAACAAAAACAAUUAUUGCAAAAGUGUAAAUAGUAUGGCUUCGUGCUCUACGUCUAGUCUGCCUAACGACUACGUGAACAACUACUUCAUGAUCGGUCGCCAGCUUUGUUGGAUGAAAUUAAAGUGUCUUUGGUCUCGCCGCUGAUGACCUUAAGAACGCAUUCAGAGAUGGCGGUUGAGGACGACCGCAUCCAUGUUUAACACCGCUAAUCCCCCCCCCCCCAAACCACCCACCUCGCACCCCGCCCCAUGUGUCCAAGUGAUUGUCUAAAGGGAGCAUGCAAGCUACGCACUGUGACCACAAAUAUGCACCUUCAUCACCUUUGUCAUCUUUCUCAACUUGGCAGCAUCACUGCUUCCUGUCUAGCAUCUGGGCCUAGCAGGUAGCCAAACACGCUAACAUGUCUUUCCAUUCCUUGCAGGCCAAACACGCUAACACAUCUUUCUGUUCCUAGCGGCUAGCCAAACAUGCUAACAUGUGUUUCCGUUCCUGGUGGCUAGCCAAACACGCUAACAUGUCUUUCCAUUCCUGGUGGCUAGCCAAACACGCUAACACGUCUUUCUGUUCCUGGUGGCUAGCCAAACAUGCUAACAUGUCUUUCAGUUCCUAGCUGCUAGCCAAACAUGCUAACAUGUCUUUCAGUUCCUAGCUGCUAGCCAAACACGCUAACAUGUCUUUCCAUUCCUGGUGGCUAGCCAAACACGCUAACACGUCUUUCCAUUCCUUGCAGGCCAAACACGCUAACACGUCUUUCCGUUCCUGGUGGCUAGCCAAACACGCUAACACGUCUUUCCGUUCCUGGUGGCUAGCCAAACAUGCUAACACGUGUUUCCGUUCCUGGUGGCUAGCCAAACACGCUAACAUGUCUUUCCAUUCCUGGUGGCUAGCCAAACACGCUAACACGUCUUUCCAUUCCUUGCAGGCCAAACACGCUAACACGUCUUUCCAUUCCUUGUGGCUAGCCAAACACGCUAACACGUCUUUCCGUUCCUGGUGGCUAGCCAAACAUGCUAAUACGUCUUUCAGUUCCUAGCUGCUAGCCAAACACGCUAACAUGUCUUUCCGUUCCAGUCCAACUCAGACAAAGACAUGCCUCCUAAAAAGUCAACAUGUUCCUUGUCCAUGUGAAAAACAGCAAAGACACUUUCAAUACUAGUGGUUUUCUCCGCCGAGCAACAGGUGACAGUCUCUGCCUAGCAACAGACAAUGGCAGCCAAUCAGAAGGUAGAAAUAAAAUGUUGAAUGAAUAAAAUGUUGCAUUAAAUGUGUGGAGUAAAAAAGAAAAGAAAACAUGAGCAGGAAAGGCAGUGUGAAGCCUCCAACAGUUUGGCAAGACCCCCCAAAUACCCUCCCCCGACCCCGCCCCCAUCUUCUUCCAUAAGCUCACUUAAGUGAAGAUGUCCCCCACCCCCCCCAGCCGGUCUACUUCUUGAACAUGUCCUGCAGGGGGCCGGGCAGGAACUUGAGCACCGUGUCCAGGAUGCUCUCCUCGUCUUCCUCGUCAUCGUCCCCGCAGCCUCGCGGGAUGGCCUUCUUGGGCCGAGUCAGCGAGCCUUCGCACGCCUGCUCCAUGGCCGCCUUCUCCUCCGCCUCCUUCUCCUCCUUCUUCUUCAGGCCGUACUGCCGAAAGCACAAGAAAAGCAAACAGGUUGACGCAUCACAGCACAUCAUAGCAGGCCCGGUGGCGUCA